Triticum turgidum subsp. durum (durum wheat) is the source of this 363-nucleotide messenger RNA. The record is from the annotation of a GenBank genome assembly. NCBI's taxonomy places the organism in Eukaryota, Viridiplantae, Streptophyta, Magnoliopsida, Poales, Poaceae.
AUGUACAUGAGCUCUGCCUACAUCUUCUCUGACAUGGUUUCUUCCUUUGUAGAUCCUUUUGCUGAGGCAAAUGCUGAGGAUGCUGGUGCAGGCCCGGGCGCAAAAGAUUAUGUGCAUGUGCGCAUCCAGCAGCGCAACGGCAGGAAGAGUCUGACCACUGUCCAGGGCCUGAAGAAGGAGUUCAGCUACAACAAGAUCCUCAAGGAUCUCAAGAAGGAAUUCUGCUGCAAUGGCACAGUAGUCCAGGAUCCAGAGCUAGGCCAGGUCAUUCAGCUUCAGGGUGAUCAGCGUAAGAAUGUUGCUACUUUCCUAGUCCAGGCUGGAAUUGCGAAGAAGGAGCUCAUCAAGAUCCACGGCUUCUAA